Molecule: messenger RNA, 1031 nt
Organism: Linum trigynum
Lineage: Eukaryota; Viridiplantae; Streptophyta; Magnoliopsida; Malpighiales; Linaceae
Source: the annotation of a GenBank genome assembly
CGACUUCAACAAGGAUGAUUUCUAUCGCCGCAUCACCCGUCCUGACUUUAGGCAGGGGUUGUUCGAGGCCAGCCAGAUGACUGUCUCCACCAUCCGACCUAAGUGGCACAUCAUCAACUAACUGCUCACCCUUUCAUUCACCCCCAAUGUCACUGGAUCACACAAGAUACCGAAGCGUGUGCUCUACGCCAUGUACUCCAUGGGGAAUCCCAACCACAUGCUACACUUGGGGUCUCUCGUGGCGACAACCUUUGCCUGGUGCCACAGAGCAUGGCAGCUCCUCUCCUCUCAGCAGGGAUGUGCUUCACAACACACUCCUAUUACCCUAUGCUGAAGCGGGGGAUUGGGUCGACGGGUUGUCCAUGCCUCCAAUUGAGGACAAGGAUGACGAGGAUGAUGAUGACUAUAUUGGGGAGAAGGACGACGACGCAGAUGACAAUGAUGAUGAUGAUGGGGCUAUGGACGCAGAUGAGCCGGAGCCCCCACUCCCCCAGGGGAUCUUCUUCCACGAAGGAGACCCAGAUGAGACCAGUCCUCCCCCGGACCUUCUGUUCCAUUGAUGGAUUUCUUCACCCAGUAGUUCCACCAGAUGGGGCUCCAGUUCGAGCAGCUUGGGCUCCUAAACCAGCAGCUCAUGGACCACCAACACCAGUUUCAGCAGCAAUAUUCAGCCUACCAGGCUGAGUACGCCACCAGAAUGGCUGCGUUUGACGAGCGCCUCAAUCGUAUCGAGGCUUAGCAGGGUGUUACUGAUAGCGAUGUAUUUGCACAUGUUUGCACCCUUAGUUCUUAUCCGUUUGCGGCGAGUAGUCGUGUAUUUUUGGCCCGUUUUACGUCGGGUUGUGCUACUUUGUCAUAUUUCAGGUCCCAGACGUCGAAGGAAAGGCUAAGCACGAGUUUUGGGGCAUUUGUAAGUCAUUCGGUCGAGUUGGGGCCAAAGCACAGGCUUGCCUAAACCAAAACACGGUCGUCAAGUUUUUGGUGCCGUUGUCGGGGACGGCUAGGUUGUUGAAGAAACGUGAAUUCUGUUA